Messenger RNA from Tilletiopsis washingtonensis, 438 nucleotides. RefSeq lists its product as hypothetical. The transcript has 6 exons. The record is from RefSeq and is a predicted model, not a curated record. The coding region runs from base 17 to 406 and encodes 129 amino acids. NCBI's taxonomy places the organism in Eukaryota, Fungi, Basidiomycota, Exobasidiomycetes, Entylomatales.
CGGCGUGUAUGCGGAGAUGAAGCUGCUGACCGAGGGCCUGGCUGUCCUUGCUCCGGGCAUGAGUGACUCGUGCGCAGCGGUCGAAAGUGCAGUACGCGACUCGACGCGCGUGGCGCAGGACACGACACACGACGUGCUGGCACAGAUGGAGAAGGCGCUGGCGCGCAUCGAGGCGCUCAGCGAGAGGCGCCGCGAGCUGUACAAGGAGCGUGCCAAAGGUCGCGCAGACUGGACCACGCGCGCCGCCAUGCUGCGACAGCUGCAGGCCGACAAGGUCGCAGGCCUCGAGAAGGACUUCCAGAAGCGCCAGGCCGAGCUGCGCAAGGAGCUCGCGGACCACUCGAAGCAGCGCGGCGGCGAGCUGCAGCUGCGCGCGGCCAUCGAGGGCAUGCUCAGCGCCAUCUGACCUGGUCGAGGGGAUCGCAACGACUCGACGAC